AUAAGUGCACGCUCGCGCGAUUUCGUAAAGGAAAGGGACAAUCGAUUCCGUCCAUCUGCUAUAAAACAACAAUUUUUUACGCACGCGUUCAGUUUCCACGUCGCGGCCCCAUGCCGAUUUUCCCUUUCGCAUUUUUAUAUCCACUAUUGUGACACGAUCGAUACAGGACGUUUCGUGUUGAGAAUUUCAAUCGUGAAAAUGACAUCUGAGUGUCGAAUUUUAUCACCUCCGUGUGGACUCAGUGAUAAUAAAUUAAACAAUUAACCAUGUUAAUUAUACGUAUAUGAGUGACAUUUUUACUCUCAAUUGCAACGUUUCUAUUGGAGAGGAUGAUUUUUGUACCGAGCUUGCCGAAGACUUUUUGGUGGUAUCAGAAGAGAUAGAAUAAACCCUGAUUAUUGUCGUAUGUGAUCUCUGGUGAAACUGUUAUAGUUUCGAUUACACUUUUAAGAGGAACGCGUUGAAAAUGCUGUUGUUAGGGAGACUGGCACGUUGUUACCCUAUGCUGGCUCUCGCAACGAUAAACCUAGUGAUUUCAAUGCCCGCGCCACCGUCUAAACGAACGGAACAGGGGAGCGGAUUCUCGACUGUUCCAAAAAUAUUAGAAAUACAACUGCCAUUAGAGAUCGCGAGCAAAGAAGAUUUAGUCGCUUGGGCCAAGUACGUCAUGAGCUUGAUGGCUUCUAAGAUAAAUAUCACGCUGGGUACAGUGAAAGAGACGAAGACCGGUGGCAACGCUAAAACUUCUGAUAGUAUCAAGGAUUUCGACAACUCGAGACAAUCGCAGAACGUUAAGAGUUCCGUGUCGAAUAAUUUCGACAACGUCAGACCGAUCAGCGGAAAUUUUGCGAGUUUACAGAACUUCGAAAACGCGAGAUACGCGGAGAACGUGAGGAAUCUUGGACACCUAGCUAAUUACGAUCGGUCCAAAAUUCCUGCGGUCAACAUUUUAGAGAAUGGUAGACUCAUUGGAAAUUCAAGGAAUCCUUCGAGAAACGGGAACGUUCAAUCGUCCAAGGAAAAAGUCUACGCUACUCCUAUAUCGGCUUUCACGAUAAACGGAAUAAACGGGCAUGGAUUUUUUAAUAAUCGGCCACUCCCGACUUUUAAUACCUUCGGAAUUUCGCCAACGACUAUCGCCACCCCUCUAGAAAUCAAUGCGAAUAUAAACGUUCCCAGGACGAGAAUCAAGGAUGCUUUUGAUAACUUAAGACCUCAGAAAAUAGAUCAACUAGAAUUCGUUCCUCAGGGUCCAGAUUUUGGGCCGACUAUUAGCGUCAAUAUCCACGAUAUCUUCAGGAACGGAAGCGUCACGCCUCCUUCGAGAGCGUAUCUGCCCGUAACGAGUGACAGCCUCAAGAUUCCGAACGAUCCGUACGUCACUAGAUACUUCUUCGACGGGAUCGAAAAGAAGGUUCCCAGCAAUUUAGGCAUUGUCCCGUCAGAAAUCUCUUUGACAACGCCUAACCCGAGUUUCAGCGAUGAACUACCUUUACCAGUGAAGACCAUCGAUCUGCUGUCGCGACAGAGGAACAUCAGUUCUUUGAAACCGCUGUUUAACGUUCCGUUCGAAGCGGUAAUUACAUUUACUCGAGGAGAAACCAUUGAAACGACCACGUCCAGCUAUGAAAGGGACACGUACUUCGCGAUACCCAGCAGAGAUCCUCCAGAUCAGUUCCCACCGUACUUUGACACCAAUUAUACUUUGACUAACGAGUCCGGGCAGAUCAACGUCGUACUCGACGACGGCACUCAAUUGACCGAAUCGCGGAAUCAAACGAAAGAAGAGAAGAAGAAACAAGAUAAGAAGAAGAGCAAAUCGAAGAAGCCGAAGAAGUCGAAAUCUCGUGAGCCGUCGGUGAUCAGUCAAUUGUUGAAGAGUUUCGUGGCCCUGAGGAGGAACAACACACCGUCUACGAAUCUUACACCGCCUCCUUUCACUCAGAAUGUUGUAUCGACGACGCAGAGGAUUCCGACGGGGCAAAGAAUCCCACCGUCGAGGACCGAAUUGUAUCCUACUCAAAAACCAUCGUCCGCGUUCAAACAAGGAAGACGUAAUCGGACGCAAAAUCUGGAGGACGACGACGAAAGUAGAACUGAGGAAGACAAUGGUAGCAGGGAAGAAAGUGGGAGCGCAGAGAACAACGGUAGCAAAGAAGAGAGUGGGAGCAAAGAGGAAAAUGGAAGCAAAGAGGAAAGCGGAAGCAAAGAGGAAAGCGGAAGUGCAGAAAACGGCAACGAUAAGAGCAACGUCGAAUCAGAAUCGGAAAGCGAGAGCGACUCUGAUGAGAGCGACUCUUCUGAAGAGGAGGGCGGCGGUUCCAUUAAAGCCGUGAUCGAUUUACUUCAGAUCGCCGCGCCUAUUAUAGAAGAUCUCAGUGACCCCGAAUCCGAUGCCGAUCUCGUUGACAUCCUCGAUACUGCCAUUCCUCUUCUUCAAGAACUCUCAGAGGGCGACGGGGAAACCGAAGGAAUCGACAUACCGGGACUCCUAGUGCCCGUACUCCUCCAAUUUAGCAGAGACAGGCAGGGACAGAAGAGAGACUCGGCUGCGAUUCUGACGCCGAUACUUCAAUUAAGCGCUCCGCUAAUUGGACCUCUCGUUGGUCCACUGAUUCUACCGUUGAGUCAUCAGAGUAGCAAGCCACCGGGUCAAGGCGGAUCCUCGUUCGCCGAUUUGUCCAAGUCUUCGUCAGGUCCAUUACUCGAGCCUGCCGGACCUGGAAAGAUGUCUGUACUAUCGAACCUGAUCGCUUCUGUCGUCUCUAGUCUUAGCAAAAAUUCAGGUCCAGGUGGUAAAUCAGACAUAGCAACUCUCGUGAAAGCAAUAGUAGCAGGAUCGAUAUCAGGAUCUAGUGCAGGGUCCAGUGGUGGUCAACAGUCCUACGGGCCACCCCCUAGCUACGGGAACGGUGGCGGGACUUACGGGAACGGUGAUCGUGACUGA
This is a messenger RNA of Ceratina calcarata, 2947 nucleotides long. RefSeq lists its product as uncharacterized. The transcript is spliced from 9 exons. Bases 467 to 2947 code for a protein of 826 amino acids. The record is from RefSeq and is a predicted model, not a curated record. NCBI's taxonomy places the organism in Eukaryota, Metazoa, Arthropoda, Insecta, Hymenoptera, Apidae.